This is a messenger RNA of Cyprinus carpio (common carp), 3630 nucleotides long. Its product is annotated as macrophage mannose receptor 1-like. The transcript is spliced from 10 exons. Bases 248 to 2692 code for a protein of 814 amino acids. The record is from RefSeq and is a predicted model, not a curated record. Lineage: Eukaryota; Metazoa; Chordata; Actinopteri; Cypriniformes; Cyprinidae.
CUGGACUGAAGCUCAGAGUUACUGCAGAGAACAUCACACAGACCUUGUCAGUAUCAGAAAUGAGUUUGAAAACUAUAAGAUCCUAUAUUUAUUACAAAAUUAUUAUUAUCAAAGUGUUUGGAAUGGACUGUACAAAACUGGAUCUUGGUCAGAUCAGAGUAACUCUUCAUUUACUUACUGGAGCACAAGGCAACCAGAUACUGCAGGAUCCUGCACUGUAGUCUCAUUCAGUGAUUCUGGAAAAUGGAUGGAUGAAAACUGCAAUUAUGCAUUUCCUUUCAUUUGCCACAGUGCAUUAGCAUCAUCUCGCGAGUAUUACUUUGUGAAUGAGUCUAAGACCUGGACUGAAGCUCAAAUAUAUUGCAGACAGAAUUACACUGAUCUGGCCACCAUUGAGAACAUGGAGGAAAUGAACAGACUGAUUAACACAGUUAAUGGGAGUUACGAUGGUUUAGCCUGGAUUGGACUUUAUGAUGAUGUGAACUGGAGAUGGUCACUGGAAGACAAUGAUUUCUAUCAGGAUGGAGAGAGAGAUUUCAGGAACUGGUAUCAUAAACCAGACAACAGUUGGGGGAACCAAAUGUGUGUUUACAUGAGUAAUGAUGGAAAAUGGUUUGAUGAGUCAUGUGACAGCACACAUCAAUUUGUUUGCUAUGAUGGUAGAGAGACCGCCACAGAGAGUUAUAUCGCAAUCUAUGACUGGAAAACCUGGUCAGAGGCUCGUAGAUACUGCAGAGAGCAUUAUACAGAUCUCGCCAAUGUGAGAAAUCAGACUGAAAACCAGAUGAUCCUUGGGAGGUCAGGUGGAUAUGGAGUCUGGAUCGGCCUGUACAGAAACAGGAUUUGGUCAAACAGUCAGAAUACCAGUUAUCAAAACUGGAGGCCUCAAAUUCCUGGGUUGCCGGCACAACCAGAUAAUGGUGUUGACUAUGUUGGUGCAUAUGGAUAUCAGCACUGUACUGCAGUGUCAUUCAGAUAUUCAGGCCGAUGGACAGAUGAGAUCUGUGUAUCCAGUAUGCCUUUCUUCUGCUACAGCAGAACCUGCACACAAUAUUCAUGCACCCGUCAGUAUCACUUUGUGAAUGAGAAUAAGACCUGGACUGAAGCUCAGAGAUACUGCAGACAGAAUUACAUUGAUCUGGCCACCAUUGAGAACAUGGAGGAAAUGAACAGGCUCAUUAAAACAGUACGUGGCACUUACUUUGGAUCAACUUGGAUUGGACUCUAUGAUGAUCUGAACAGCUGGAGAUGGUCUCUAGAUAAUGCAGCAUUAGAGGGAGGAUUUAAAAGCUGGUUUGUUCGGCAGCAAGUGAACUCAGGUGGACAGAGUCUGUGUGUGUACGUGUCAUAUUAUCGGGGAAUAUGGAGUGAGGCCUUUUGCUCCUAUAGAUAUCCUUUUGUUUGCUAUGAUGGAAGGGCAAACGCUAGUACAAGUUAUGUGUUUGUUUAUGAGUACAAAACCUGGACUGAAGCUCAGAGUUACUGCAGAGAACAUCACACAGACCUCAUUAGUAUCAGGAAUGAGACUGAAAACUCCAGAGUUACAUCAUUAAUUCCAUAUUCUUCGGUUGUUUGGAUCGGACUGUACAGAACCAGAUCUUGGUCAGAUCAGAGCAACUCAUCAUUCAGUAACUGGAGAACAGGACAGCCGAAUAAUGCUGGAAACAGUGAAUACUGCACUGCAGUGUCAUUUAGUGACUCUGGGAACUGGACAGAUGAAAACUGCAACACUGCAUUACCUUUCAUUUGCUACAGCGCAUUCGCAUCAGCAUCAUCCCGUGAGUAUCACUUUGUGAAUGAGUCUAAGACCUGGACUGAAGCUCAGAGAUACUGCAGACAGAAUUACACUGAUCUGGCCACCAUUGAGAACAUGGAGGAAAUGAACAGACUUACUAACACAGUUAAUGGGAGUUACAAUGGUUCAGCCUGGAUUGGACUGUAUGAUGAUGUGAACAGCUGGAGGUGGUCACUGGAAGACAAUGAUUUCUAUCAGGAAGGACGGAGAGAUUUCAGAAACUUUUAUCAUGAACCAAACAAUGCUGGGAAUGAACUGUGUGUUAACAUGGAUUAUAAUGGAAAAUGGUUUGAUUAUUUAUGUGACAAUUCUUACCCAUUUGUCUGCUAUGAUGGUAGAGAAAACGCCACUCAGAAGUAUGUUAUGGUAUAUGACUUUAAGACCUGGACUGGAGCUCAGAGCUACUGCAGAGAGAAAUACACAGACCUGGCCAGUGUGAGGAAUGAGACAGAACAUCAAGAGAUACUGAGCAUUACCCAGUAUUAUCGGUAUUAUUAUGGGGCUAAUGUAUGGAUUGGUCUGCACAGAAACAGACUGUGGUCAGAUCAGAGCAGCUCCUCCUUCACAUAUUGGCUCCCGUACACUUCAUGGGUUGCUGCAGAACCAGAUAAUGGUGCAAAUGUCCUAGUAGAGCGGGGAUCUCAACACUGCACAGCUGUGUCUUUACAAAACUUUGGCCAGUGGACAGAUGAGAGAUGCUUUGCCAGUUUGCCUUUCUUCUGUUACAGUGAUGAGUAUGUGAUGGGAAUGCGAGUAAAAGUUACAAGUCUAGAAAAUUUAUCAGAAUCUCAGAUUAAAGAGCUUGUGAUUAUACAGUUACAAGAGGAGCUGAUGAGGCUUGGACUUCCCAGCAACGUCACCAUGAAUUUAAGAGACUAUCGUAAGAUCAAGCCCUGACAGCGGAUGUUCCAAUGGUCCUAUUAAAACAGUGAAGGGCUUUGUAUCAAAAUUAAUGUAGCCUGAAUUUAACAUUAAAAUUAUGGAAAACUUGGCUUAGAGUAGAGCUGUACAUAGUUUAAUCUAUAGUUUAAUCUAUAAUCUAUAGUAACAUAGCUGUUUUCUUUACCAGGACUUAGAACAUAGAUGCCAUAUGAAAUAAGUGUUUUCAUUUUUAGGUGAAUUAUUCCUUUAUUAAUUAUUAAGAUGUAGUAAAUAAUUAAGAUGUAAAACACAGAUUUUUAAGAAAUACAAUAAUACAGUGUCAUGACUGGACAAACAUACUGGAUACAAAGAAAAAGAGUAGCUGUCACUACUCAUUUGAGAUACCAGACGCCUUGAGUUGAAAGCAGACAAGAGUACGGCUGCAGUCUGGAGAGCAGUGCAAUCAGCGCAGUCAAGAUAGAUAGCUUAUAUCUCGUGAGCCCCAUCACUUCUGUUCUCAUGAGCCCUAUCAGAUUGGUCAUGGCGGUGGCAUUGCAACAAAAUACAGUAGAGAGAUAUGAAUGUUACUCAGAAAUAAUGUACCAGAUUCAGUAUGCACCUUAUUGGUGACCCUUGCGUUAAUAUACUGCAGUUGUGUCAGCCUGUGAUACAUGCUUCAGAGGCAGCAUUUCAAGGCAGGAAGGCAUCAAGGCAUGUCCGAAUCCAAAUUCUGCUUUACUUCCUGUCUCCGGAGGAAGUAGGAUAGAUGUAUCCUUUGCUGCCUUUGAUAUCCCACAAUCCUGUGUGCUCCAUUCCGCGACUGUUGAGCUAAAAAAUAAAGAUGGCGUCUGAAAGUUGCGUUUGUGUGUAAUUUGUGUGUAUAUUUCUGACUAACUUUUUGCACUUUUUAUGUUAUUUCCUGUUAUUUGAUGUUACGCUGCCUGCAAAGUCAUUGCCUCACACGGCAGCGAGGC